Molecule: messenger RNA, 3048 nt
Organism: Limulus polyphemus (Atlantic horseshoe crab)
Lineage: Eukaryota; Metazoa; Arthropoda; Merostomata; Xiphosura; Limulidae
Product: tumor protein D52-like
Exons: 6
Coding region: 175-795 (206 amino acids)
Cellular component (GO): cytoplasm
Source: RefSeq, a predicted model, not a curated record
AGCGGGUGAUUGUGAGUAGGAUUAACUCUAGUGACGGAGACAGUUUAACGAAAAAGGCAAUAUUGUGAGUCAGCUGCUGAAAUUAUUUUUAUAUAAAGUACUCCUACUACUAAUACUAUUGUAGCAAAUUGGUAUAAAUUUUGUACUAGUUGUUUGAAGUUUACCAUAUUUAAAAUGGCAACAACUCCUGGUGAACAAAAGAAAACAACAUAUUCUGAACUAACUGAAACUUAUUAUGAUGCAUCAAAGGAAACAAAGGAGUAUGAUGCAACUCCAGACAGUGGAAUUCAUGACCUAUCUAACGUGGCUCCAGAACACAGAGCCAAGCUAGAGGAAGAGUGGAAGGAGGAACUAGCUAAGACGGAAGAAGAAAUCAUCACACUUCGGCAAGUUUUGGCUUCCAAAGUUAGGUAUGCCCAGGACUUGAAACAUAAACUUGGAAUUACUGUGUGGAAAGAAUUUAAGGAUGAUAUGGAACAAGGUAUCAAGAACAUUCAAGAAACAGACGUCUACCAGCGGACCAGCCAAACCUUGAAAACUGCUGGAGAAAAAACUACCAAUGUUUUGGGAAACCUGGGGGCCAGUGUAACGAAGAAACUUGGAGAAGUAAAGAACUCGCAGACAUUUAGAUCUUUCGAAGAAAAGGUUGGCACAGCUUAUGAAAGUGUUAAGAAUAAAAUUCCUGGUUCACGUAGUACUGGUGCAGACAACUUUGAAGAAGCUCUGAACGAAAAAGAAAAUCCCACUUCAGGAAGCUUCACUCCAGCCACUCCUGAAGGAAACCCUUUGCCCUAAAGUCAUCAAAAGUUUCAUCCAUAAAUAUGAAACUAGAGAAACCAGAUACCUUGCGAAAAUGACUUGUUUUUUCCUUUGUAUAUAGCAGUAUUUUACUGAAUAAAGUUUAUCAUAAUACACCAUAAGGUGCUGUUCAAGAAUGUGGUUAAAUUUGGAAAAUAUAAUGUUUCAAGAUGCAUAAUCUUUUGGCCAAAAGCAGUUUAAAGAAAUUUCAGUAAUAAAGUAUAGGACCAGCAAUUCUCAAUGUUUAUAGUGAAGACUUAUUUUUUUCUAAAAAAAAAAAGCUAAUGUAUUUUACUGAGUUAAGUAAUUUUAGUUGAUUCUGUUCUAUUACAUUUCAUGAUUAUUUACUCUUUAUAUACAAUUAAAAGUUAUUUUAUUAAUAUUUCAAUAUAUUAAUACAGUGAAUGAAUUGGGUUAGGUUUUGUUGUAAAAGUAUUCAUUAAAUGAUUAAAAGUUAUCGGAAACUUUCUGGUCAAUAAACAGUUACCUAUACAAAAGCCAGAGCUUAUAAAGAAAUUUGCAAUUUAAUGUAUAUGUUAGCAUAUUACUGAAAAAAAAUGUUAAGAGUUAAGAAUCCUAAGAGUUGUGACUUACAUUUUACAAUGAGAUAUUUAGUAAGACUCAAUAUUAUUCUUUUUUAACUUUCCCUAAAACUUCUAUGUUUAAUCCUUACUUGAAACUAUAUAAUUUUUUAUGCAUCUAUGGAUUCUGAAAUUUUAACACAAGUUUGAAAAUCUAGGGGGAUCUUUGGUGAUAAGUAACUGACCUUAUUUGUGUAUAUAAAAUGAAUGGAAUAUCUAGAAUGGUUAAGUCUUUGAACUUUUGCUUGAAAUCCUAAGACCACAAACUACUAUAAAUACUGAGUUUACCAAACAUCAAGGAGGACCAGUUCUCUUACUUGGUUUCUACAAUUUUCAUAAGUAAUAGUAAAUUAGUUGGAUGUUAAACAGAAACUAGUGUUGGGGUGACAACCUGAACUAGUGUAUAUGUAAUUAUAUAACUCUGUACAGGAAAUAUCUAACUGUGGAAUGCAGUUGGUGUAUUGAUCAUGUCUUCCUAUGACAACUCAGUCAUUUGAUGCAAUCAUACUAAAAACUUAAACCUUAUUAGAAAUAUUAUCCAAUGUGAAAUACAUUUAAUUUUCAAUUGAACAUUGUGUUCUAAUUGUUUGCCAAACUGAAACAUAAAAGUACCUUUUGCUUUUUUUUCUUUCUUUCUUUCUUAUUUCAGGCUGUAAUAUUAGCAGAGGUUUUCACUGGAAUACUUACUAUUAAUUUUUAAAUAGUAUUAAGGUGAGAAAAACCUACUGACAAUCUUUGUGUGUUAAACAAUUUUUAAUCUGUAAGAGCACUUCCUAUUGGUCAGUUUAUUUAAUAUGUAAAACCUUCCAUCAAAAUUAUGUAUUUGAUAUAAUGUGUACUGAGAGUGAAACUAGAUAUUUUGUAUGGUGUUUAAAAGAUAUAAAAUCAAUUUUCUGAUCUAGUAAUAGUUUGUAAUUUUGUCUGCAAGGGGUAAAUAGUACUGUGAUCAUUACUUGCUUUAAGAUUUGUGUAAUGGGAAUCUGUUUAAUAUCUAAGUACUUUGUUUUGACACUUCUUCGCGUUCAUUAAAUGUCAGUGGUGAAACAUGCACUCACUUUAGAAAAUGGAUUUUGACUAUUAAACCUAAGUACUGUCAAAAAUGGUUGUAGGAAAAUAAUUGUUUUUAUCAAGAGUUAUUAAUUACUUACAUUUAUAAUGUGCUUUUAAAGAUUUUUUUUUACUAGAAAACCAAUAAUGUUGUUGUCUGAAAAAUGUCACCGAAUGAAUAAUCAUAGUACUUUAUAUUGAGUUAUUGUUAGUUUGCACUUCAACACUUUCAAUAUUAAGAAAUUCUUGAGAAAGACCAUUAAAUGCUUUUAUUUCAAAAACAUUCUCUGAAUUUGUUCUUUAAACUAUAUUUGAACCUAAAGAAAGAAUGUAAUGUAGUUUCUUUUGUCAAUUAAACCAAUCUUAUUUGAAACAAAAAAAUGAUUGAACUAUUACAUUGUAUCUAAUUGAUAUUUAACUGCCAUAUGUCGAAUAGAAUAUUAUUAUUGUGCCUUCAAACUUGGCUGUAGAAAUGCACAUAUAUAUCUAAACAUAAUAUUUAAAUAAGAUAUGUAUAUCAAAAUUAUGGAUAUUGUUUGAAAAUAAGCAUUUGAUCAUGUAUGGUUUUAUCUGUAAUAAAGUUAAUGUCUUCCUGAUUGAAAUAAAGUUGAGUUGGUUAUCA